CGCCUCCCGCAGCAGAAGAUGCGGCCGAGGAGGCGGCGGCGGCGGCGGCGCGCUCCGGCGGUCUGAAGCGGCGGCAGGGUGCCACGGGCCGGCGGCGCGAUGAGCUGUGCGGCCGCCCCCGGCUCGGGGCUGUGAGGGGCUCGGGGCCGGGGGUGGGCGGCGGCGGCGCGGCGGGCGGCCCACGCUUCUCCUCGGAGGCGGCGGCGGUGGCCAUGCGCAGGACGGCGCGGCCGGGGCCGCCGGGCCGGGGCCGCCUCCCGUGGACCCGCGGCCUGAGGGCCCCGCCGCCGCCGCUGCUGCUCCUGCUCGCGCUGCUGCCGCUGCUGCUCGCACCAGGCGCCGCCGCCGCCCCUGCCCCGAGGCCGCCGGCGCUGCCUCCCGCGUCCGCCGGGCCCAGCGUAAGCCUCUACCUGAGCGAGGAUGAGGUGCGCCGGCUUAUCGGUCUUGAUGCAGAACUUUAUUAUGUGAGAAAUGAUCUUAUUAGUCACUACGCCCUAUCCUUUAACCUGUUAGUACCCAGCGAGACAAAUUUCCUGCACUUCACUUGGCAUGCAAAGUCCAAGGUUGAAUAUAAGCUGGGAUUCCAAGUAGACAAUUUUGUGGCUAUGGACAUGCCCCAGGUCAACAUUUCUGCUCAGGGGGAAGUUCCACGCACUUUAUCAGUGUUUCGGGUCGAGCUUUCCUGUACUGGCAAAGUAGAUUCUGAGGUUAUGAUACUAAUGCAGCUCAACUUGACAGUAAAUUCUUCAAAAAACUUUACAGUCUUAAAUUUUAAACGAAGGAAAAUGUGCUACAAAAAACUUGAAGAAGUAAAAACUUCAUCCUUGGACAAAAACACUAGCAGAACUAUUUAUGAUCCUGUACAUGCAGCUCCAACCACUUCUACACGUGUAUUUUAUAUCAGCGUAGGGGUUUGCUGUGCAGUAAUAUUUCUUGUAGCAAUAAUAUUAGCUGUUUUGCACCUUCAUAGUAUGAAAAGGAUUGAACUGGAUGACAGCAUCAGUGCCAGCAGUAGUUCCCAAGGGCUGUCUCAGCCAUCUACCCAGACGACUCAGUAUCUGAGAGCCGACACACCCAACAAUGCAACUCCUAUCACCAGUUAUCCUACCUUGCGGAUAGAGAAGAAUGACCUGAGAAGUGUCACUCUUUUGGAGGCCAAAGCUAAGGUGAAGGAUAUCGCAAUAUCCAGGGAGAGGAUAACUCUAAAAGAUGUACUCCAAGAAGGUACUUUUGGGCGUAUUUUCCAUGGGAUUUUAGUAGAUGAAAAAGAUCCAAAUAAGGAAAAACAAGCAUUUGUAAAAACAGUUAAAGAUCAAGCUUCUGAAAUUCAGGUGACAAUGAUGCUCACUGAAAGUUGUAAGCUACGAGGUCUUCAUCACAGAAAUCUUCUUCCUAUUACCCAUGUCUGUAUAGAAGAAGGAGAAAAGCCCAUGGUGAUAUUGCCUUACAUGAAUUGGGGGAAUCUUAAAUUGUUUUUACGGCAGUGCAAAUUAGUAGAGGCCAAUAAUCCACAGGCAAUUUCUCAACAAGACCUGGUCCACAUGGCUAUUCAGAUUGCCUGUGGAAUGAGCUAUCUGGCCAGAAGGGAAGUCAUCCACAAAGACCUGGCUGCUAGGAACUGUGUCAUUGAUGACACACUUCAAGUUAAGAUCACAGACAAUGCCCUCUCCAGAGACUUGUUCCCUAUGGACUAUCAUUGUCUGGGAGACAACGAAAACAGGCCGGUUCGGUGGAUGGCUCUUGAAAGUCUGGUUAAUAACGAAUUCUCCAGUGCUAGUGAUGUGUGGGCCUUUGGAGUGACGCUGUGGGAGCUCAUGACUCUGGGCCAAACACCCUAUGUGGACAUCGACCCGUUUGAGAUGGCCGCGUACCUGAAAGACGGUUACCGAAUAGCCCAGCCGAUCAACUGUCCUGAUGAACUAUUUGCUGUGAUGGCUUGUUGCUGGGCCUUAGAUCCGGAGGAGAGGCCCAAGUUCCAGCAGCUGGUCCAGUGUCUCACAGAGUUCCAUGCAGCCCUGGGGGCCUACGUCUGACUCCUCUCACAGUCCCCCAGCGUCAGGAGGAAGGAGCCUGCCAGGGCUCACUUGCAGCCGGUCACGGAUGCCGCAUACGCCACGCAACGCCGCAGAAGCACAUUUGUCUUCCAGAGCACCGUGCCUUAGGAAUGCUUUAGAAUCGGAACUAUCUAAGGCAGACUUAAUGAUGUCAAAUAUUUUCUAGAUAUCACUUUCAUUAGGUUGAACUGAAAAUGUUUUUGUAAAUUUUUUGGCCAAAAAUUUUUUUAAACAUAGUUAACUUUGGACUAGGGGUACAUUCUUACAAAAUAAAUAAACAGUUUUUAAAAUUGUUUAAACACA
Orcinus orca (killer whale) is the source of this 2357-nucleotide messenger RNA. RefSeq names its product receptor like tyrosine kinase (gene RYK). The transcript is spliced from 15 exons. Gene Ontology annotation, biological process: positive regulation of kinase activity; protein phosphorylation; axonogenesis. Gene Ontology annotation, molecular function: ATP binding; protein kinase activity. Bases 213 to 2033 code for a protein of 606 amino acids. NCBI's taxonomy places the organism in Eukaryota, Metazoa, Chordata, Mammalia, Artiodactyla, Delphinidae. Gene Ontology annotation, cellular component: signaling receptor complex. The record is from RefSeq and is a predicted model, not a curated record.